AAUGGACAAACGGUUCUUGCUUUUCCUCGCGUGCGCACUGUUGCAUGAAAUUAAUGCCGGUAAAACACAGGAUGUUCAAUUAGACGAACUGACGGCAGACGUGGUUUCCGACUUUGUAAUGUCAGUGGAGUUCAGCAGCGCGCGCUCUGUGUGCAGGCCCGUACCGAGUGACAUACUCUGCCGUGGAAUUGGGUAGGCGCACAUGCGGCUUCCCACGCUGCUUGGCCAUGAGAGCGCGCGUGAAACGGUGCAACAAUCUGGCGCGUGGCUGCCUCUGGUCAAUAAACGGUGUCACCAAGACACCACCCGGUUCCUGUUCGCCCCCGCGUGCCUGUCGGACAUGCCCGUGCGCCCGUGCAGGAACCUAUGCGAGAACAAGCGCAACGCGUGUGCGCCUGUCAUGAACGCUUUUGGUUUUCCGUGGCCGGACGCGUUUAACUGUAGCCGCUUCCCUGAAUUUAAUUCCACACUGUGCGUUCCUGGAAGUGAGGACUCCAGGCGCAGCCAACUGGAGGUUCUUGACAAAGGUAAGGCGUUGUGUGAUGCCUGCAGCCCAGAAUCCGAGGUAGAAAAGGAGAUUGAGGAAAACUUCUGCAGAAGUCAGUUUGCAUUCAGACUUCAGAUUGGUUCCUCGUCGCUGGAGGGCGGGGACCUACGGUUAGAACCUCAGGGGCGGAGUCGGGUCUUGCGUUGGGAAGGUGGAGAGGAGGAGCAACAGGUGGCAAUGCAGCAGAGCGCCCUCUGGCUGACAAACGCCGCUAACUGUUCAUGUUAGGCGCUGGAGGGCCGGAGUCUUGGUCCACUACUGGCAGUGGGAAACAUGGAGGGUGGACGCAUUGUUCUCUCCCGACUUGUGAAAUGGCCUCACCACGAGAAAGAGCUAAAAAGGUUUAUAAGGAAAUUGAGCAAGAAGCCAUGCUGAAAUUCCUACAAAUAAUUGUAGAAUUUUUUCUAGUGGUGUG
Tachysurus vachellii is the source of this 962-nucleotide messenger RNA. It is a transcript of the gene sfrp2l, whose product is annotated as secreted frizzled-related protein 2 like. NCBI's taxonomy places the organism in Eukaryota, Metazoa, Chordata, Actinopteri, Siluriformes, Bagridae. The record is from RefSeq and is a predicted model, not a curated record. Gene Ontology annotation, biological process: non-canonical Wnt signaling pathway; canonical Wnt signaling pathway; negative regulation of canonical Wnt signaling pathway. Gene Ontology annotation, molecular function: Wnt-protein binding.